AUGGUUGAAAAUGGAUGUAGUUUAUUAAUUAGAAAUUUAAGUUUUGAAACAAGCCCCGAAAAAGUAAGAAAAGUUUUUGAGAAUUUUGGAAAAAUUCGUGAUGUCUAUUUACCUUUAGAUCAUUAUACUAGAAGACCUAGAGGUUUUGGAUUCGUUGAAUAUUAUGAUCCUAAAUAUGCGAAAGAGGCUUUAAAUACUUUAAAUAAUUCUAAAAUAGAUGGAAAAGAAAUUAAAAUUAUUAUAGCUCAAAACAGGAGGAAAUCUCCUGAUACCAUGAAAAUGUACCAUUAUAAUGCUUAUGAGUCGAGAUAUAGAAAAGGGGUAAGGUAUAAUAGCAGCAGAAAAAGGUAUAAAAGUAGAUAUAGAUCGAUGGAAAGAUAUAGGUACAAAAAUAAAAGGGGUAGGAGCAGAAGUGGAAGUAGAAGUGGAAGUAGAAGUGGAAGUAGAAGUGGAAGUAGAAGCGGAAGUAGAAGUGGAAGUAGAAGCAGAAGUAGAAGUGGAAGUAGAAGUCUAGGUUUACAGAAGUACAAAAAGGAGAAAAAUAACAGACGUUAUGCAAAAUAUUCUAGAAGUGCUUCUAGCUGUUGCUCCACGUCUUCUGAUUAUUCCUCCUAUAGAGAUAGUAAAAGUGGAAGUAGGACCAAAAGUACUAUUAGAAGUGACAGUAGUAGCAACAGUAGAAGUGGCAGUACCCGUAGAAGGAGCAGCCGAAGCAGCGGAAGCGAUUAUGAUUAUAGCAAAAGAAAAAAUAAAAACGAGAACCCAAAAAAGGAAGAAAAAGAUGGCGUAAAAGUUGGAGCGAAUGAUGGAACGAAUGACGUAGCGAAUGAUGGAUCGAAUGAUGGAUCGAAUGAUGGAUCGAAUGAUGGAACUAAUAACGGAUCGAAUGAUGGAACUAAUAACGGAUCGAAUGACAGAGCUAGUGACAAAUUAGGAAAGGGAGGAAAGAAGAGUAUAAAAAAGUGUGCAAAUAAGGGGUACUCAUCAUGCAAAAGCAGAAAAAUAUAUGUGGGGAAGCGUAAUCGGAGCUCUAUGAAAAGAAAGAGAAGUUAUUCAGUAGAGGAUGUGUCUUAUGAGGGAAUCUCAUCUAAAAGUUUUGCAAGCAGUGGACAGGAUAAAGAAGAGAAAAGAAUUAAGUCUAGUAAAUAUAGCCGUGAACAUAGUAAAAGUGCAAGCAGUAUUAGAAGUAUUUUGAACGAAACAUAUGACGACAUAGAUAAGAAAGAAAGUAAUAAUAGUUACAGUAGCAAAAGCGCGUAUUUAAUAGAUGAUCAUUUUGACAAAAAUGCAAAGGAUAAAAAUGUAAAAGAUAAAAAAAGUUGUUGGCUUAGUUCCUGUUCAAAGGAAAAAUGUUCUGAGGGAGGAACGCUUAUAGAAUAUGUUUUUAAGGAAGGAAAAACACAUAUAAAAAAAGCAAAAAAAGAAGUAAAGAAUAAUAUUUUGCAAAACUUUCCAUGUAGUAAGUUGAAGUACAAGGGUAAUGAACAGAGUGAGGGCUCCUCUUCAGAAAAAAGUUUUGAUGAGCAUGAAAAUUCUUUAAAGGAAGGAUUGAACAAACAGAAAAGUAAAGAAUGCCAUAAUAAAAAAGAAAAAAGUGAGAAACGUAAAAACGCUUCUACUCGACUUGUUAUGGAUGGAAGAAAGCAAAAAAGUGCAAGUAUAUCACGUACUGCACGCGGAGAAUGCGGAGCAGAUUGUGUAAUGAACAGUAAUACUAACAGUAAUGCUAACAGUAAUGCUAACAGUAAUGCUAACAGUAAUGCUAACAGUAAUGCUAACAGUAAUGCUAACAGUAAUGCUAACAGUAAUGCUAACAGUAAUGCUAACAGUAAUGCUAACAGUAAUGCUAACAGAGAUGUCAACAGAGAUGUCAACAAUGAAGCUAAUAGAACUGAUAAUAGCAUUGCGAAUAGUGCUGCCAGAGCCUCCAACUAUGAUGUUGGCAAAGAUGAGCAGGGGAAAAAGCCUGUGUCUGACUUGUUACAGUCAAGUAACAUUUCAAAUUCAACCAAAAUUUUAGAAUCACAUUUUUCUUAUUUAUGUAAUAAAUACAUUGAUGGGGAUUCUAAAAAAGAUAAUAAUGAAAAUAGAACUAAUAGCGAAUGUAAGGAAUUAGAUGCAACUACUAUUGAGGGGAAAAUUCCACGUAAUUUAAUUAUGAGUGACAAGAUGAAAAUAUUAAAGCAGGGGGGAGAUGAAGAACUAUUGAAUACUCAAAUUGAAGAUGACUGUGUUUCGGAGCAUGUAGUAAAAGAAAAGUACAAUGAACAUAUAAAUGUUUCUUCUUCGAAUAUGAAAAAUAAAAUGGAUCAUAUGAGUACAAGUGAAAAUCGAUGUAGGGAUGACACGACAAACAAUAGUAGUGAACAUUGCACCUAUGAAAGUUUCAAGGAAAAAAAAAGAAAAGAAAAAGAUUUUUCCUUAAAGGAUAGGAUAAUAUCAAAGGGGAAAGAAUCAGCGAGUUUCGGUCGUAGAGGGAAAGCAGGUGGUAGUGGAAAAAGUAGUGGUAGCGGUAGGAGUGAUAGUGGAAAAAGUAGUGGUAGCGGUAGGAGUGAUAGUGGAAAAAGUAGUGGUAGCGGUAGGAGUGAUAGUGGAAAAAAUAGUGGUAGCGGUAGGAGUGAUAGUGAAAACAGUAGUGGUAGCGGUAGGAGUGAUAGUGGAAGCAUUAGUGAUCGAAGCAGUGAUAGUGGAAGUAUUGGCGGUCGAAGGAGUGAUCGUGGAAGGAACAUGUCGUGCCGCUCAAGAAAUACCAGUUCAGGGUACAAAAAGAAAUAUAGGCAAAACUAUUUACAUAAAAAAAAGAAGAAAAAACGAAUUAAUGAAAGUUUAUCAAAUGGAAACAUGGAUUAUCGAAAAACGUCUGAUUAUAAGGAAGAAAUGAGUGAUAAACACACUAGCAAAAAUUACAGAAAAUUAUUGCAAGGGAAGAGAAAAAGGGAGAUAAGUAAAAAUUGCUCAAAAAUUAAGGAAAGUAAAAGUUACUCCUAUUUUAAAAGUGAAAGCACAAAUGAUGAUGAAGGGUAUAAUAGGUGUAGAGACAGAAGUAGACGAGGAAGUAAUAGUGAUAGGGAAGAAGGUAGCCGGAAAAGAAGAAAAAUAGGGGACGAAAAUGCAGAAACUAAGAGAGUAAGACACAAGGGUAUGAGAACAUGUAACAAAGAGGAUACUUAUUCAAAACAAAAGAAAAAAAAGAAUUCUCCUAGUAGUGCCAGCAGUGCUCGAAAUGGUAGUAGUGCUAGAAGUAGCAGUAGUACAAGUGAAGUGAGUUAUAAAAGUAAAAGCAUUUAUGAGGAUUCAUACGAACUAUCAGAUGAUAAAGAUUAUAGUUUAGAAGAAAAAAAAGGAAACAAAAAAAAAAGCAAUACAAAAAAAGGAAAAACAAAAGGUACUUUUAAAUAUUCUGAGGAAUCAUACGAACUGAGACAUCAUUCUAAACAUCAUAAUAAUAAAAUAAAAUAUAAAGCAAUAAAUAAAAACAAAAAAUUAAAAAAAAGAAACGUAUAUAAUAAUUCUUACGAAAAAUCAACAUACAGUAAAAGUAAGAGUUAUUGCUCUGUCGAAUUAUCAUCAACUAACAGUACAAAAAGUAACUAUAGCAAUUCAUCAAAAAGGAUGAGUAAUAUAAAAUAUUAUAAGAGAUGCGGGAAUACAAUCAAACACAAACAUGUAAGAAAUAGGAAGAAUAGAAGACUCGAUAAAUCUGGAAGUUCAUCUAUCAGUUAUGGAAUAUCCCCAGUGGAUAGAAGUAACAGUUGA
Plasmodium malariae is the source of this 3756-nucleotide messenger RNA. RefSeq names its product RNA-binding protein, putative. The record is from RefSeq and is a predicted model, not a curated record. NCBI's taxonomy places the organism in Eukaryota, Apicomplexa, Aconoidasida, Haemosporida, Plasmodiidae. The transcript has 2 exons. Gene Ontology annotation, molecular function: RNA binding. Bases 1 to 3756 code for a protein of 1251 amino acids.